This is a messenger RNA of Protopolystoma xenopodis, 1173 nucleotides long. Lineage: Eukaryota; Metazoa; Platyhelminthes; Monogenea; Polystomatidea; Polystomatidae. The record is from the annotation of a GenBank genome assembly.
AUGGGGAGAGAGAUAGAGAAUGUUGAGCCUAAUUGGGCUUCACCGGGGCUAAUUGGGCCGUGUUUGGUUGUGUUGAUCGACUCGUUUGUCGGGUUUUAUAAGCUGACGAGUCGAGUUUUCACUCAGUCUGUAUCGUCCUUGUGGACUAGCAAUGAUCAACGAGUCUUGGAGGCCUGGCAACAACGAGAUGUUCCCACGAGCGUCUGGUGUAUCCGUGACGCCAGAAACGGUGCUGGCUCGUCGCGGUUGCUGGGCGUUGUACGAGAGCGGUGCCAGCGCUUUGGGCUCGCUCAAGUCCUCGUUCUGCUCGAGCCUCUAUCCGACCGGUCUCGGUCUCGGCCUCGGCCUCGGCCGCCGAUCGCAGACCCCGACAACCGGCUCGUUGGUUUCACCCUCCGUCGGUCAGCUUCACUCGACACCGCCAGCCUCGGCCGGGCUCGUCACCUCGCUCCACGGCCCGACCGGCCAGCCCCCGGUCGGCUGGGCCGAGCCCGAGUCCUGCCGGCCCGUCCCACUGCCUCCGCCGCACCACCACCUCCAUGGGCACGCUUUUCUGCAUCAGCAUCAUCAUCAUCAUCAUCAUCAUCAUCAUCUUCCUCCUCCUCGGCAUUGGUUGCAAUUGCGUACCAUCUGCCAGGACUCGUUGUCCGGCCUCGAGGCGCCCACCUACAGUCAGGUGCGGAGCUUCGGACUCAGUCCGGCCGAGUUGCACAUGGACCUCGGACAGUCGGUGCCGGGACACGGCCUGCCGGCCUAUGCUCCUCGGCUCAAGUUGAAUCUGUGAAGCAUCGGGCCGACCCGACCGGAAGCCGGUGGCUUCUGUUCCCCCCUCUUCACCUCCAUCACACCCCACACCCCACAUCCCACACCCCACAGCCCACAGCCCACACCCGACACCUUCUUCCUCUGCUCCCAUCUCAUGUCAACUGGCGAGUCGUCAACAUGUCGGCCAACCAAUCCAGCCCGCAACACUGCAUCCAACAACUGGUGACUCUUGAGCUUCUGCGUCGACGCCUCGCCAGUUCUGUUUCAAUCCAACCGACGUUCCGACUGCGCAAGAAAAGAUUGACCCACCGCGACAGCCGCACAAAGGGUGACCUGCACCGCCGGUCCAUAGCUCUUUGGGAGUGGAGGCAACAUGACGAUGGAAUGCCAGAUUUGAGGCAAUUUUAG